AUGACUGGCUCCACCGAUUCUUCGGAUAGAGACUGGAUGUAUAGCGUUCAAAUAAAUCGUUGGCUGCUGAAACCGAUCGGCGCGUGGCCGCUCUCGUUAUGCGUCAGUACAACGGAGAAAAUAAAUUCCGUGGCACUGACGUUCGUAAGCUGCUUUCUCAUAGGAUUUCUUCUCAUCCCGUGCGCUCUGUGUACUUUCCUUGAUAAAUCGGCCGAUCUGGAUAUGAAAAUAAAGAUGACCGGCCCGCUCAGUUUCUGUUUAAUGUCCGCGAUCAAAUACUACAUCCUCCAUGUGCGCAACGCGAAAGUAAGCAAGUGCAUCGAAGAAAUUCGCUCCGACUGGGCCCGGAUAAAUACGGAGCGUCGCGGUCAGGACAAGGAGAUCAUGAUCGAGAGCGCGAGGAUCGGUAGAUCGUUGGCCGUCUUUGCCGUGGGAUUCAUGUACUCGGGCGGAUUUUCUUAUACCAUCAUCAUGCCAUUGGUCACAGAGAGAAUGGAGAUCAUCGACAACGAAACAGUUAGGGCUCAGGCUUUUCCGAUCUACCGGGGCCUGAUGGAUCCACGGACCAGUCCUUCGUUCGAGAUCGUGCAAUUUACGCAAUUUUUGGCAGCGUUCGUCUUAUAUGCCAUCACUUCCAGUGCUUGUAGCCUAGCCUCGGUGUUCGCCAUGCACGCGUGCGGACAAUUCAAGAUCCUUGCGAAUAAACUCAACGACUUAGUUGACGAUCUACCGAAAGCAAACAAAUUGGUGCCUUACAAGAAAAUAUUAGGAGAUAUCGUCGAACGUCAUCUACGGAUACUUCGUUUUAUAUCUGAAAUCGAAGAACUUUUUAACGAAAUAUGCUUGAUCGAACUCGUUGGAUGCACGAUGAAUAUUUGUUUCCUAGGAUAUUAUUUACUCACGGAAUGGGAACAAAGCGAAACUAUAGGAACAUUAACCUAUUGCACGUUACUCAUAUCCUUAGUGUUUAAUAUUUUCAUAGUGUGCUACAAUGGUGAAAUUUUAUCCGAACAGUGCAAAGGCAUCAGCUUGUCGGCGUAUAUGAUCGACUGGUAUCGUUUGCCGGGGAAGGACGCGCUUGAUUUGGGACUGAUAUUCGCUAUAUCGAACUCCUCUAUCAAAUUAACAGCUGGAAAGUUAAUCGAGCUAUCCUUAAACAGUUUCUGCAGCGUAAUAAAAUCAUCGAUGGCAUAUUUGAGUCUGCUUCGUACACUGACCAUGAUGCGUCGAUUGUCAACCCUUGACGACCUGCUGCGGAACGACCAAUACGAGAACGACAUACAUUACGCGUUUCAAUUAUGCCUUUGGAUUCUGAAGCCGAUCGGCAUCUAUCCUCUCAUCUACAGCCGUGCGAACAAACUCGAACGCACGGUAUCGGUGGUGCUAAUACUGAUAUGCUGCUCCGUCGUGCAAUUCGUCAUCAUACCAUUCGGCCAUUACAUUCUAUUCUACGAGAAAGACAUGAACACGAAGAUCAAAUUCCUCGGUCCUCUCGCUUUCUGUCUGACGUCGUUUUUCAAGUACGGUUGCUUGGGUUUCAAGGGGCCGGCCUUCGAACGCUGCAUCGAACACGUAGAGAAAGACUGGAGAUUAUUGCGGGACCAGGAUCAUCGUGCGAUCAUGAUCAGACACGUGAUCAUGAGCCGUAAUCUCAUCACUCUGUGCGCCGUUUUCUUGUACAGUGGCGGUUUAUCCUACCACACGAUCAUGCCGUUACUCUCCGGAAAGAAGAACAAGAACGGCACCAUCGUCAAACCGUUAACUUAUCCCGGUUACGAACAGUUUUUCGAUGUCCAGGAGAGUCCCACGUACGAGAUCGUGUACUGUAUGCAUUGUUUCUACGUUCUGGUAACCGGUAACAUCAUGAUGGCGGCGUACAGCCUGACCGCCAUCUUCACGAGCCACGCUUGCGGACAGAUAGAAAUACAAACGUCUCGGCUAAAGCGAUUGACCGAGAGAAACAGAUCCGCGGUAAAGCACGCCCGCCCCGAAGACGAUUUAGCGAUCGUCGUGAAGAGUCACGUUGAUAUAAUAAGAUUUACGAAAAACGUGGAGAAAGCGUUGCAGGAGAUGUUGUUAAUGGAAAUAAUAAUGUCGACUUUACUAAUAUGCUUGCUCGAAUAUUACUGCAUGAUGGAAUGGGAAACUAGCGAUUCCAUCGCGAUACUAACCUACGUCAUUCUAUUGGGUUCUUUCAUCUUCAGCAUUGCCAUAUAUUGCUACGUGGGAGAACUUCUUCUUGGACAGGGUAGCAAAAUAGCGUCAGCUUCGUACGAAGUCGACUGGUAUAAUCUGCGGGCAAAGACAGCACGUGGUAUCAUUUUGUUGCUCGCUAUAUCGAACUAUCCACCAAAACUAACGGCUGGCAAGAUAAUUGAUCUGUCGUUGAACACGUUUGGUGUUGUGUUAAAGUCAUCCUUAGUUUACUUAAAUAUGCUGCGAACUAUCACCGAUUCUAAUUGA
Molecule: messenger RNA, 2463 nt
Organism: Colletes gigas
Lineage: Eukaryota; Metazoa; Arthropoda; Insecta; Hymenoptera; Colletidae
Exons: 10
Coding region: 1-2463 (820 amino acids)
Biological process (GO): sensory perception of smell; detection of chemical stimulus involved in sensory perception of smell
Cellular component (GO): plasma membrane
Molecular function (GO): odorant binding; olfactory receptor activity
Source: RefSeq, a predicted model, not a curated record